GUUGUUUCUCUUACCAGAAUCCCAGCCACUGGAAGAUGACAGCCCCAAAGCCUUGCCUGUGUUAGGGGAGCAAUCAAACUCGGAUAAUGACAUAAACGAGCCGGUGUUGAUCUGGGGAAUCUCAGACAAAGCAGCCCAGAGGAAAAGCAUCUCUGCUGCUGAAGGUUCGCUUCGCUUGCAACAGGAGAAACAGCAGCCGCUGGUGCACAGACCGGGGAGAGGUAAAGGGAGGCUGAGGCUGCCGCAUAGGCUACCCUUCAAAGACAGACAUUUCACUUGCAGCAAAAUAAUAGGAAGGAGGUUCGCUUGCUUUGCGCAGAAGCUGAGCUACAGGAGAAAACAGAGCCAAUGUGAUUUAUUGAAUGAAAGCACUGGACACUUACCAGCAACUUGUUCCUCGGCUGCCUCGAACAGCUUCAGCUGGAACUGCCGCUCGAAAAUGACCCAACAAAUGCAGAAUUUACAUCUUUCUCAGUCAAAAAAGCACAGCGCUCCCUCGUCUCCCAAUGCUGCUAAGCGCCUGUACAGGAACCUCUCGGAGAAGCUGAAGGGCAGCCACUCAUCCUUUGAUGAGUGCUAUUUUAAAACCAGAACGGAUCGGCUGAGUCUCAGAAAGACCUCCGUGAAUUUCCAGGGCAAUGAAGCCAUGUUUGAGGCUGUCGAGCAGCAGGACCUAGAUGCUGUACAGCUGCUCCUCUACCAGUACACACCGGAAGAGCUAGACCUGAACACACCAAACAGCGAGGGACUGACGCCCUUGGACAUUGCCAUCAUGACCAACAAUGUGCCCAUUGCUCGGAUUCUUCUGCGGACAGGGGCCCGAGAAAGUCCACACUUCGUCAGCCGGGAAAGCCGAGCCAUGCACCUCAACACACUCGUCCAGGAGGCCCAGGACAGGGUGAGUGAGCUGUCUGCCCAGGUGGAGAACGAAGGCUUCACUCUGGACAACACCGAGAAGGAGAAGCAGCUGAAGGCGUGGGAGUGGAGGUACCGACUCUACAGGCGCAUGAAAACCGGCUUCGAGCACGCCAGACCCCCAGAGGUGCCAGCCAAUGCCUGUCUCAUGGUAACCAGCAGCACAUCACUCACUGUCAGUUUCCAGGAGCCCCUCAGUGUCAAUGCAGCUGUGGUGACCAGGUACAAAGUGGAAUGGAGCAAGUCUAAAGACUUUUCCCCUUUGGCCGGGGAGAUCCUCAUGGACAACCUGCAGACCCUGAGGUGCACCAUCACAGGCCUCACCACGGGCCAACAGUAUUUUGUUCAAGUCUCAGCUUACAACAUGAAAGGAUGGGGACCAGCUCAGACCACGACGCCGGCAUGUGCCUCUCCCUCUAACUGGAAAGACUAUGACGACAGAGAGCCCAGACACAAGGGACAGAGUGAAGUUCUGGAGAGCCUGCUGCAGCAGGUCCGAGCCCUUCAUCAGCAUUACAGCUGCCGGGAAAGUUCGAAAUUGCAAACCACGGGCCGCAAGCAGUCAGUGUCAAGGAGCCUGAAGCACCUGUUCCAUUCCUCCAACAAGUUUGUGAAGACCUUGAAACGAGGACUCUACAUAGCCGUUAUAUUUUAUUAUAAAGACAAUAUGUUAGUCACCAAUGAAGAUCAAAUACCAAUUGUUGAAAUAGAUGACUCUCAUAGCAGUUCUAUUACCCAAGAUUUUCUGUGGUUCACAAAGCUGUCUUGUAUGUGGGAAGACAUCAGGUGGCUGAGGCAGAGUGUGCCCAUCUCCAUGUCCUCAUCCACAGUGCUCCAAACUCGGCAGAAGAUGCUUGCUGCAACCGCCCAACUACAGAAUUUACUUGGAACGCACAACUUGGGAAGACUUUACUAUGAGCCCAUUAAAGAUCGCCAUGGCAACAUCCUCAUAGUCACCAUCAGAGAAGUAGAGAUGCUUUAUUCCUUUUUUAAUGGCAAAUGGAUGCAGAUCUCAAAACUGCAAAGCCAGAGGAAGUCCCUGUCAACUCCCGAGGAGCCAACAGCCUUAGAUAUUUUACUAAUAACCAUUCAGGAUAUCCUCUCCUAUCACAAAAGGAGUCAUCAGCGUCUCUCUCCUGGACUGUAUCUAGGUUACCUAAAGCUAUGUAGCUCUGUGGAUCAGAUCAAAGUGCUCGUAACCCAAAAGUUGCCCAACAUUCUCUGCCAUGUGAAGAUCCGUGAAAACAGUAACAUCUCCAAAGAGGAGUGGGAGUGGGUCCAGAAGCUGUCUGGCUCCGACUCUAUGGAAAGAGCGGAUCAUAACGCUGACUGCCCCGUGCCAUUGUUCUUCUACGAGCUCCAGACGGCAGUGAAGGCUCUCCUGAAGCAGAUCCACGUACCUCUGCACCAGGCACGGAACUUCCGCCUCUACACACAGGAGGUGUUGGAAAUGGGUCACAAUGUGUCCUUUCUUCUCCUGCUCCCUGCCUCAGACGACGUCUGUACAGCCCCAGGACAGAAUAAUCCUUACACCCCACACUCAGGGUUUCUUAACCUCCCUCUUCAGAUGUUUGAACUCGUUCAUUUUUGCAGCUACAGAGAGAAAUUUAUUAGUCUGUAUUGCCGUCUUUCUGCUGUUGUGGAGCUGGACGCCCUGAACACCCAACAGUCCCUGAGGGAAGCAAUCUCAGACAGCGAGGUUGCAGCUGCCAAACAAAGACACCAGCAAGUGUUAGACUUCAUUCAGCAAACAGAUGAAGUCUGGCGUGAGAUGAGGUGGAUCAUGGAUGCUCUACAGUAUGCAAGAUACAAGCAACCUGUCUCUGGCUUGCCCAUCACUAAGCUGAUAGACCCCUCCCACGAGCAGAAUCUAAAGAAGAUCAGCUCUACAUCAUCACAUAUAGACUGUCUUCCAUCAACAUCUCCAUCCCCAGAGAUGCACAGAAGAAAGACAGUGAGUGAGUCACAGCCCUGCUCCGAUGAAGAAGGCUGCUCAGAAGUCUUCCUCCCCACCGACAGUGACUAUGACUCCAGUGAUGCCCUGAGCCCACGAGACCUGGACCUGGUUUACCUGUCAUCACAUGACAUCGCCCAGCAGGCCCUCAGUGGCCUCAGUGGCAGUGCCCCAGAUGUCCUACAAGUGCACGACAUGAAGGCCUCCCUGGGGCCCGGCCAGGACCCUCCGGGCCCAGUGCAGGGCCCAGACACCGACCACUCGUGUGCAGAGUUUCUCCACAGCCUGACCCUCACAGGCUUGGCACCCAAGAACCACACCAAGAUGGUGCCAGGCACACGGCCCCCGCUGGGCUUCCUGGGGAAGAGGAAGCCAGGCAAGCACCAGCACUACGGUGGCUUCAGCCGCCACCACCGCUGGCUGCGCAUGCACAGCGAGACACAGUCGCUGUCGCUCUCGGAAGGCGUCUACACGCAGCACCAGUCUAGGGCCGGUGGCUUGCCUGGAGAUCCUGGGGAAGCAGAGGGGCCUGGAGCUGUGGUGGAUGGGCCCCGGGGCCUGCCUCUGGCCCACGCGGCCAGCCUCCCAGAGGAGCGGAGGAGCUGCCUCCAGGACCCCAGGCGCUCAGUGCACAGAGUCUAUGUGGAAGCCUACCCCGAUACACUCAUGGGCCAGGACACAAAACUGUGGGCUGGGUUGAGUCCUACCCCUGCGGGCCGUACCAGCCUGUCAAGCCCCACUAGUUCAGAGAUGAGCCCAGACCCCACAUCCCCGGUUUCAGAAAUCCUAAGCAGUAUGCUUUAGAGUGGCCCAGGCCGGCUCUCUACUGUGUCCCCCACCCACCCACCUCCCCACCCGAUAUUCCUUGCAUUUCCAUCACAUAUCCUGCCCCACUGUGCCCCCCUGUUCAAGGGUUACAUGUGCAAGGCUCUUAUUUUUCCCAAAGUGGGCACAGGAUGGGGGAAUGGGGAAGCUAGAGAUGUCACAGCCAUUUCCUCCUCACCCUAGGAAACGCAUGGUGUCUGAGACCCACGAUGCAAAUAUAGAAUUCUUUCGGUGGCACCUGUGGCUAAGAUAGGCCAGUCCAAGGAGGACACUUAAUUCUGCAGUUGUCUCUGUAAUCUCAACCCUGGCCCUGGAGUUCUUAUGUGAGUUUGUGGUUGACGACGAAGUUCAGUCAGUGAAAAGAACAACGGCAUAGCUUUUCCCGCAAAUCCAAACUUUCAGAAGAUUUUGGGGAAAAGAAGCCCGUGUGGUGUCUGGAGAGCAAGGGGUCAUGUAGACUUGUGCUGGGGUUUCCCUCCACCACACCAGGACAUUCUGAAGUGCAGGGUUCUUGGGACUCCCCAAGUCCAAUUUAUUCACCAGCACUCACCUGGUUAAGUGGGCCUUGGAUAGACCUUUUUUUUUUUUUUCCUUCACUUAGUGUUAUGUGGAGAACUCCAGAAACAGAAGUAGAGGGCACUUCUUUGCUAGCCCUGUUCUACCAGAUAAAACAGGGCAGGAAGCAGCCCUUCGGGCACGCUCAGAUCCCAUUCAGUCGUGACAAUGAACAGUAAAUUACUCCAGAGUGCAAGGAGAUGGCUGCAUUAAGUGAAAGCCUACAUUACAGCAGCAGAAAGGGGAAAGAACUAAGAACCUUUUCUUUACCAUAAACCAACUGGGUCCAUGGCAGCUGCACCAUUUAGAACAGCUGUGGACAGGCACCAUGUUUUAAACUGAUCCAACAGUUAUUGAACAAGAAUGUGUCCACUAGAUAUGGUCAGGUAGUGAUGGGUUCCUCUAAAAACCACAGGCACAUCCUUCAUCCCCUCAUCACUGGUUAAGACUGUUCAGGGCUGGGGUGGCUACCCUCCACUUUGACCCCGGCUCCUUAUAACCUGAAUGUCAUGUUCGCCCCUACCACCACACCGAAGAUCAUCUGGCCCAUUGGCCACAUGGGAUAUCUUUCCUUAGUAGCCUCAGCCAGUAGUUCAUGCCAAGCAUGUGCACGAUACCACCUGGAAACGCUGCUUUAGUCACAUCAUCUCUACCUGAACUACUCAUAGGUGAGAAAUGCAAACAGAAGCCACACUGUGCAUUCAAGUAAGGCACAGUUCUCCUAGAGCCAAGACCCAUUCAGUUCACCAGCGUUCUUAAUGGUCCUUUUCUACAUAACAGGCCUCUCAGUUAACUACCAUUCUUUGUUAUCAUGUCCUCAGACCUAAUUCUUCCUUAAAAUUCAUACAAACCCCAUGUUCACCAUGGUGUUCUGAUCCCCUCUGUUUAAAAAAAAAAAAAAAAAAAAAAAAAAAAACAAAAAAAAAAAAAAAAGAUUUAAAUAUAAUUAAUUACCCCAUCCAAAAGGCACAGCUUUGGCCUUGGCCUAUGGUCAUUAGAAAACUAAAGCCAUGACCUCAGUCUAUUGUUUUCUUUCUUUCUUUUAAGAGAUUUUUAUGCUCAGUGAACCAUCAAAGAAUCUUGAUUAAAAUGUCUCCCGGGCAGAGUGGCACCUGCCUUUAAUCCCAGCACUUGGAAGGCAGAAGCAGGUGGAUCUCUGUGAGUUCAAGGCUGGUCUACAAAGUGAGUUCCAGGACAGUCAGGGCUGUUACACAGAGAAACCCUGUCCUAGAAAACCAAAAUAAAUAAAUAAAUAUAAAACGGCUAGAAUUUCUCUGCCAUAUCUCAGUGACUUAUGUAUAUGGACUUAUGUAUAUGGAAGGCUUAAGUCCUUGGCCCUACAAGUAGGCCAGUUAAGGCUAGAGAUGUUAAAUGAUUUACUGAAGGUUGCAAGAACUGACUUCAUGUCAGAAUUAAAACUCAAAAACACCUCCUUUAUAAAGAUAUACCACUAGAAAUCAGGACAUACUUUGUCAACUAGUGAUCAUCUAGUCUGCUUUCUUUAUUUCAUAAAGUCAUCUACUUCUUCCAAAUUUGAUUAUGUGUUCAACCUUUACCUAACAGGUGUCCAACAUCACAAAGCUCUUUAUUGCUAGAGAACACAAAUCUUAUCAAUAUACAUAGAAGAUAAAUCAGCUAAUCAAAACCCAAGUUGAGGAGAAAUGUCCGUUCAAAUUAUAGUUCCUCGUUAGUAACAGGACUGACAGAAUUGCUACACUUAGUUUUUACUUAUUUCUAAUUAGAAGAGAAAUUGGGCAGCCUCGAUGCAUUUGUGAGAGGAGUUGCUAGAACUGUCGAGGACAGAGAAGUCAGGCAAUUAUGAUCCUGAUAGAAGGGGGAGUUUGGGACUGAAUUAGGUGAAGGAUCUUCAACAAGGAGUCAGAGCUGAGGCUCACCCACUCUGCUAAUCCUUUGUUCAGCAAGUUCUGGCUUACUAAACCCAACUGCAUGAAACUUCAACCCACUCAUUUAUAUUGACAUUACUUGCUUCUAUUUUCAUUUGCCAUGAGAAAAAGAAUGUCCAUGGAAUGGAUAAUGUGCAGUAGAUUUCAAUGGAUAUGCUUAGUUCCACUGAAAAUGUAUUUUGCUAACAGCAUUCCCACAUAAAAUAGUUAGGUUAUAGCCCUAAUAAUUACCUAUUUAUUCAAAUAACCUGGUUCACCCCAACCCCACUUUGAAAAACUUGUGGACCCAGUUGAAAUUAAUGCAUUGUGGGAAAAAUGGCUGUUCUCUAAUUCAGUUUUGUAUUCAUUCAUUUUGAUUUUAUAUAUAUCAGAAACUCAGACCAGCCAUGAUGUUUUACUUUAUUAUCUUCAUUUUAUUUUGGAUAUGAUAAAUGUACCUUUUAUUCUUUUCGAAUACAAUCUAAGAGGCUCUUGAGGAAACUUCCCUAUCCCAAGUCUCUUUCCCAGUUUUUCACACUGCUUUACUCAGACCUGAAACAUCCUUCUCCUAGCCUUUGUGAAGAUCCUUAAAAAUAAAAAAUGUGGCCCUGCCAUGUCUUUUUAUGGUCUAAGCUGGACAGGGAACCAAAGAAUCUACAGCAAAACAGGCCUCAGAGAGCUCACAAUCUACCAUACAUCAUCCCAUGAAUAUAUUGAAAAGGCAGCAGCCUGUUGCAAACAGACAGACAGACAGACAGACAGACAUCCCUGGCUAGAGGUCUCUUAGCUGCUCUCCUGCUGUCUAUUCAUGAGAGAGAGUACAUCCUAGAAAAUGAACCUCAUUUUGUGAAAAGGUAAAUGCAACCACUUACAAAGCAAGGCUAUCACAUCCUCUAAACGGUGAGGGUACCUGGAGCACAGUAAUUAAAACCAUUAACUCCAGGGAAGGGGUAUUUUGAGAAGUGGGCACUUAAAGAUGAGCUCCAUUGGGUUUUAAGAACAUUCAUUAAUGCUCAAAGCAAUAAUUAUACUGAAGAAAAUGGUUCCAUUUGGUUCAAAAACUGAAGCCAGUUACAAAUAAUAUCCUGCCAGCCCCCUUUCCUGAAGGAUCCCAAAGCACUUUAUGAACAGCAAUGACUGAAGCCUUGUUGUAUUCCCCUAAAGAGACCUUGUCUGGGAGCCACCUGGCAAGCACCUACCCCAUCCUUGCCAGGAGAUCAUGCCAGACAAGUGGGAAAGGAGACUGACCUCUCAUUCAUUGUCAUCCUGACAUACAAAUGUGUACCCUGAAGAAGGUGUGCUCUGCCCUCCCCUGGAAGACAACUUUAGGACAAGAAAGUGUAGCAGAAAACCCAACUCCUUGGCAUCUUCUUGUUCUUCACUCUCUACCCAAAAUGUACUUGUUGUCUCAGACAACUGUCACUUCAAGCUGUCAAGGGGUCUGCAGUGCAUUUCAGAACCAUGAUUAUGUGACUAGCACACGGAAGUCACUAAUUUCAGAAAAUGUCCACAGUAGUGAGAGGAUACUAUUGUCUACAGUUUCUUAGUUUACUAGGUAAAAGCUGCAUCCAACAGUGUGCAUCUUUGCAUAUCUGCUUAUUUAAACUAUAAAAUACAGAUUAAAGGGGGUAGUUGUGGAUUAAUGAGAACACUCUCAGCAAAUGUAUCAUUUCAUAAAGUCUAAAUAGUUUUCCAGAUGAUUCAAUGAGGCAAAUUGAGGCUUCCUUGUAUACCUUUAAGGAAACAUUUAAAGAAACUGUUUGGAAAGCAAUGGUAUCUCUUCAUAAGUAGUUUGGUAGAUAUGGAAAAAAUGUCUUUCGUUGCUGGUCACUUCUCGUAAGAUGUCCAAACACAUGGCUCAUGACUGUUAAGCUAAACUUCCAUGCAGCCUUACAAACAACAAGGGUAGUGUAUAAAACGAUGUUGUAUAGCUUGGAAACCAAUUCUAAGAUCUUAAUUCAGAGUUUUUCUGAGGUGUUGGACUUUGCCAUUAGCAAAAAGUAUUUUUAGAGAAAAAUCCAUUGACUGUUUAUGAAGCACUGAUUUUUGCCAUAUUUCAGGUCUCUGGUUUUUCCACUGCAUCUGCACACAGUAGUUACAUUUGUGUUCAACUGUAUCUUUUGCUCUUAUUGGUGAUGAAUUUGUCAAAUGGUUAUUCAUCAAGAUAAUUGGUUUUACCUAACAAUUGGGUAAGCAGAUUUUUUUUAAAUGUUCUAUUUUGAUAAAGGAAGUAGAAAGCUUGUUGUUGUUGUUGUUGUUGUUGUUGUUGUUGUUGUUUUAAAUAUUACCCUGAGGUCUUUCUUUCCCAAUUGUAAACACUUGUAAUUUCAACAAAAGCCAAUAUCUAACUUAGUGGCAAGUGUUAUAAAGAUGCUAGCUAAUGCUCUUUGCCUCUCUUCAAUCCACAUGAAAGUCCGAUUAGAUCCUCAUAGUAACCAUUAUCUAACAAUUAAUUUACAAAGCCAAGUCUGGCAACUUACUGUCAUCUGAGUUUCUGUGUGGCUUCUUGCCUUGUGACAAAUCAGAUGUGUGGGGACAGUCCAUGCAUAUGAUUGUAAGCAUUGUUUGAUGUUUGUGAUGAAAAAGAAUUAAAGUGUGAGUGUGUGUGUGUGUGUGUGUGUGUGUGUGUGUGUGUAACAAUGUGUGAGAUGUUUCAUAGAAAUAGUGAUUGGCAUUCUAUUAGGCAGUAUUUGAUUGCUUCCUGCCUGAUGUGUACAUACUAAUCUGGCUGAUAAUUGGUUGUUAUUUGUUCAGAACUUAUUGUAUCCUGUUCCUCUGUAUGAAACUAAGUAUAUGUUAAAAUGUAGGCUUCAGUACAUUAUCUGCACAACUUUGUGUGCUUUAGACCUAUGUAAAUAUACAAAUGAAUCCUGUGUGAUGUGUUCAAUGUGACCUCCAAUCUCGAAACAAUAAUAUUUUGUAGUAUGUACAUUUGGAAACUAUUUGAACCUUUCAAAUGGAUACUGUGAAUGGCCAGUACUCUCAGUCAAACACAGCACUGGUGAAGCGCAUGCCUCUUCAGGAAGAAGUCAGGAAUUAACAAGAAUUAAGAUAAUUUUUUAAUGGCAAGUAUUUUUGAUAAUUUCCUACCUGCUUCACUGUAUUUUCAAGGAAAAAAAAGUAAACAUAAGAAAUGUUAGCUACCCAAGGGAAUGACUUUGUUUCAUAAGCAUUAAAUAUACUUGAUGUCUUACCACAAUAUUGUUGAGAUCUAUGUUAAGCAUAAAGAACUCAAAAGCAUUUUUGAUUCUUCACAUGAUUUUUUUUUCAUGUUUUAAGGGCAGUUUGUGAACCCUUUGUCUUCAGUGUGGAGAAAUGUCCAUUCAAUAAUAAACUAAUAGAAUUCUCUGUAGUUGGCUUACCUAAUGCUUUUUCCAUUUCUCAAUGAAAACCAAAAAAAUCAAAAUCAAAAUACCUUCAGCCUGAGGUGUUAAAAUCUCUCACUAAAAAUUUGGAGCUAUUAUUUGGGACACUGUUUUGACAAAUGUCAGCAAAGUCUACUCAAUUGGCUCUAGAUUAAUUGAUAGCAUCAGGACACUUCUCUUUCCUAAUUUGUUAUUGCCAAGUAUUGAAAAUACAGCAUCAGAUUACCAUGGUAAAUACUCCCAUGGGGAUACAGCUUGGCUAUUGGAAUCUCAGUGCUCCCUCCUCUGUAUGCAUGUUUACCAUCCCUGGUGCAUUCUGCAUGACUGUUCUAUCUCCAACGUUCUGUCUGUCCCUUCUAUUUCCAUAGCUGCAGGGCUCCUCUUCCCCUAUGCCUUCUAGCAGAGAGUUGACAUUUUUAUUGUAUCUAAAAGCCUAUAGAGAUUACUUCAAUCCCAGGACCCUGCAUAAAGCUUCUCCUGAAUCUCCAAGAAAAGGAAAACCUAUUGGUCUGGAUCAUAUUUGUUUUAGGCUGCUUUACUGAAAUCUUUUCAACACAUAUGUACAUGUGUACACACACACACACACACACACACAUAUAUACACACAUACACCUUUUAUUGGCAUGUUUGUGGUUGGCUUUCCUAACAGCCUCAGAAGGCUGGUUUUUGUUAUUCUGGUCAAAUAUGCUGUUUUUCCUGUGUAAAUUGUCAUCGUUCUAAGUAAACCACUACUUUCUUUUCUUAAUUCUGCCUUUAAAUAAAAGUUUGCCUUCUUUUUCAAA
Peromyscus maniculatus bairdii (prairie deer mouse) is the source of this 10279-nucleotide messenger RNA. It is a transcript of the gene Ankfn1, whose product is annotated as ankyrin repeat and fibronectin type III domain containing 1. Gene Ontology annotation, cellular component: spindle. The record is from RefSeq and is a predicted model, not a curated record. NCBI's taxonomy places the organism in Eukaryota, Metazoa, Chordata, Mammalia, Rodentia, Cricetidae. Gene Ontology annotation, molecular function: protein binding. Gene Ontology annotation, biological process: regulation of establishment of bipolar cell polarity; establishment of mitotic spindle orientation.